AGCAACACUGCUCCUUCACUACCCUCCUCCUUUUCCUCUUCUUCUGCAGUCUGUGCUGUUGAUCGCCAGCCUGCAGGAGUAGUCUGCGUCUCCACAGGAGUCAUUCCUUCUUCUUGACAUUAUUUCCUUCCUUAAUUUUGGACGAAAUCUGGGAGAAUUGUGGAGAUGAUUGGCAGCAAGGAGCGACGUGCAGCGAACGUGAAAGGCUUACUGAGGAGGAACUGGCUGCUUAUUGCGACAGUUCUGUCGGUGCUGAUCGGUAUCAGUUUGGGCGUUGUGGUGAGGGAGUAUGCGUCCCUCUCCCAUCUCCACAAGCAGUAUUUCGGCUUCCCAGGAGAGAUCCUGAUGCGAAUGUUGAAACUGGUCAUCCUUCCACUCAUCAUUUCAAGUAUGAUCACAGGUGUUGCAGCCCUUGACUCUGAGGUGUCAGGAAAGAUAGGUCUUCGGGCUGUUAUCUAUUACUUCUCAACGACCAUCAUUGCAGUUAUUCUUGGAAUUAUUUUGGUGAUGACGAUCAAACCAGGUGUGUCUCAAGAAGCUGGGAACAUUGACAGAGCAGGAACCACCCCCAAUGUUACUACUGUUGAUACACUACUGGAUCUCCUUAGAAACAUGUUUCCAGAAAACCUGGUGCAGGCUUGUUUUCAGCAGUACAAAACAAAGCGGAAAGAGCUGGAGCCAGUGAGAGUGUUGACCAACACCACCACGAUUCCACCUCUUGCUGCUACAGUCAUGACAGUCGUAGAGAACAUCACUAGGGAGUAUAAAAUCGUUGGAGCGUAUUCAGAUGGAAUAAACGUGCUGGGCCUCAUCGUGUUCUGUGUGGCUUUUGGACUUGUUAUUGGAAAGAUGGGAGAUAAAGGCCGAAUACUCCUGGAAUUCUUCGAUGCCCUGAAUGAAGCCACCAUGAAACUAGUGCAGAUAAUUAUGUGCUACAUGCCGUUUGGUAUCCUCUUCCUAAUUGCUGCAAAGAUCAUUGAGGUGGAAGACUGGGAGAUCUUUAGGAAGAUGGGUCUUUAUAUGGUGACUGUGCUGAGUGGAUUAGCUAUCCACGCCACCAUCUGUCUGCCUCUCAUUUUCUUCAUCAUUGUGAGAAAGAAUCCCUAUACAUUCACCCUAGGAAUGGCUCAGGCCUUGGUCACAGCCCUUAUGAUUUCUUCUAGGUCAGUAAACUUUUUUUCUUUUCCUUUUCACUUAUUAAAAUCCUAUCUGCCCGUCUAUAUGGGAAGUCAAUUCCUCACAAUGUGUUACAGCUCUGCUACCCUACCUGUCACCUUCCGCUGUGCUGAGGAGAACAACCGCAUCGACAAGAGGAUAACUCGCUUUGUGCUCCCAGUGGGUGCCACCAUUAACAUGGAUGGCACAGCACUCUAUGAGGCAGUGGCUGCCAUCUUCAUCGCCCAGCUUAAUGACUACCCUCUGGAUGUGGGCCAGAUUGUCACUAUCAGCAUAACAGCAACAGUUGCCAGUAUUGGAGCAGCAGGAGUCCCCAAUGCUGGGCUUGUCACCAUGGUGAUAGUCUUAACGGCUGUCGGACUACCUGCCAGUGAUGUUACACUGAUAGUUGCUGUGGACUGGCUUCUGGACCGCUUCCGUACAAUGAUCAAUGUUCUGGGAGAUGCUUAUGGAGCUGGGAUAGUUCAGAAACUAUCCAAGAAGGAGUUGGAGAGGAUGGAUCUGAUUUCAGACGUGGAUGUUGCUAACCCGUUCGCCCUGGAAACAACUCUAGACGACGAGGAAUGUGAGAAAAAAUCCUACGUCAAUGGAGGCUUCACUGUCGAUAAGACAGAUGCAAUUUCCUACACAGAAACCUCCCAGUUUUAGCUUCCAGGUGGAUCACAGGAGAGAGAAAUGCCACACAUACAGGAAGGAUGCAACCAGCCCAUCUGAGUUCAAGCAUCAGCAACAGCGGCCUUCGUUAAGCUUAGAUGAACAUGAUCACCUGCCAUUUUGAAUAUUAAUAACCACUAGAUUCAAGUGCUUCCUUAUAAAGCUGUGCCAAGAUUUUGAAAAGCCACAUUUCUUUAGAUAAGACUGAAAAGCUUCUUGCAAAGAGCACUUUGUCAAUAUGUCCUCCUGAUGAUAUAUCCCUUAAGGAGAGAUGUGGUGUCUGUGAGUCUGUAAUCAAAAGAAUGCAUUGUUUACUCCUUGACUAGGCAAAAAGACUCUAAAUAUCCCAUAAUGCACUGCUUGUGUAAUAAUUAUGGAUGCUCCGAUCAAGUUUUUUGCUGCCGAUUCCUAUACCGAUCAUCCAUGAGGCCGAUCUUUGCCUAUCACCGAUCACUGCCGAUUGCCUAGAAUGGCUGUUAAUUUUUUUGCUUUAGGUAUAAAUGACACUAGAUUAUCUGGCAAAAUGGAAAAAUGAUCUGGCAAUAAAUUCACCUAAUUUAGACAUAAUAGACAUAUUUUAAUUAUUUGCACUGUUGCACGUUCACACUGCGCUUGCGCUGUUCCCGCCUCACUUGUGAAACGAGAUAAAUAUGAUCGGUUUUGGUGAUCGGCAACAAGAGACAGUGAUCGGCGAUCACCGAUCAUAAGCUUUUUCACAUAAAAUGGACAAUUAUGAUUGGUGACCGAUCAAUCGGCACACCUCUAGUAAUAUUGUGUACCUUUAUGUAUAUUUGAACUGUGCCAAACGUAUGACUUGUUUUUAUUUUGCCAAGUUGCAUGCUAUGAUUACUUAUCUGUGGCUGCAGACUAACUGUCAGAGAGAACUUUUUAAAGACUGGUUGAUGCAUAUUGAAUAUUGAUGGCUGAUAUUAAUGAACACUGUGAAAUUCCACUUUUAUCCAAGACAUCUAUUACUGAUGUAUUGCCAAAUAAGAAAAAAUAUAAAAAUGAUAUUCAUGUGUGAGAAUACAUAAAUGUUCACUUCCCAUUGAUGUUUUUGUUGCUGUCAGACAUCAGAGCCUGUUUUGUUUGUUUGGCCUUCAUUAUGCAUUGAUGAUUUUUUUUUGUAAUUUAUAAAAGUUAUGUCAACAAAGACAGAUUUAUGUCUUUAAUAGACUAAAAAGGAAACCACUUAAAUAAACUGCUGAACAUAUACAGUAGCUCUACAUGGGAGGGAGUCUGUCAUUGUGACAGACUGAUUCUGUGAUUGAGGCUGUGACUCACUGCAGCCACUCUACUAAAGAUAAGGUGACACUAUAGAAAAAUUAAUAGCUGCUGCACAGCUGGAGUAGCAGCAGAAGAACAACGAACUGACUGCACCACCCCAGCAGCUUUUUUUGAUCAUAUUCCUCAUUCACAUCCUUUCAGUCCCUCUUGUAUGAUAUUGUCAGAGUUUUAACGCAGAUGGUUUGUUUGGACCAGUGGUAACAUGAUAAAGUGGUAACAUGAUAAUAGCUGGGGGAAUCACUUACUCAUCUUGCAGUGAAAUUCUGCAAAAUAACCACAGCCACAACUGCUGAGAGCUCUCUCAGUUUAGAGAAAUGGAUGGGCUUCUUAAAGGCAAAGAAAGGGUUACACUGCUCAGACCAGGGCCUGCAUAUGGAGAAAUGUCUUUCAGUUCUUACAAGCAAAUGCAGCAUCCACAAUGAAGCAUGCUGAACAAACAGAAUUGGACAAUUAUCAGGCAGGAGUUGCUUUUUGUGAGUCUUUUCAUAUGGAUAUAUAAUAAAGAUGUGGCAAAUA
This is a messenger RNA of Xiphophorus couchianus (Monterrey platyfish), 3633 nucleotides long. RefSeq names its product solute carrier family 1 member 1 (gene slc1a1). Gene Ontology annotation, biological process: L-glutamate transmembrane transport. The record is from RefSeq and is a predicted model, not a curated record. Gene Ontology annotation, cellular component: plasma membrane. The transcript has 11 exons. NCBI's taxonomy places the organism in Eukaryota, Metazoa, Chordata, Actinopteri, Cyprinodontiformes, Poeciliidae. Gene Ontology annotation, molecular function: L-cysteine transmembrane transporter activity; glutamate:sodium symporter activity; L-glutamate transmembrane transporter activity. The coding region runs from base 166 to 1824 and encodes 552 amino acids.